This is a messenger RNA of Loa loa (African eye worm), 10941 nucleotides long. RefSeq lists its product as hypothetical. Gene Ontology annotation, biological process: Notch signaling pathway. The transcript has 66 exons. Gene Ontology annotation, molecular function: calcium ion binding; Notch binding. The annotation marks the transcript as partial. The record is from RefSeq and is a predicted model, not a curated record. NCBI's taxonomy places the organism in Eukaryota, Metazoa, Nematoda, Chromadorea, Rhabditida, Onchocercidae.
GAAAAUGGUAUGAAAAAUGUAACUAAUUCAAAAUAUGCAGUAUCAGAUAUUGGUUUAGAAUGUGCACAAGGAUGGGAAAAAUACAGGUCGAAAUGUUUUCGGGUUUAUACAAUUGAACGAUCAUGGCCACAGGCAUUAUUAUUUUGUUCCAGGUACGGAAGUCAACUUGCUCGUAUCGAAUCAUUCGGAGAAAAUAACUUUUUGCAUCGUUUAGUCAAUCGGCAGCAGAAAAUUCUUUCAAUAAAUCGUAAUGAAUUCUGGAUUGGUGUUGUUGCACAACAAACCGAAGAUGAAGAUGCAUAUUUUUUAUGGUCUGAUGGUACUGUAAUAUCACGUUAUGUUGGUUUUUGGAAUGAUGGACAACCAGAUUAUAGAGGUGGUACUUGUGCAAAGGUGUCGAUUACAAUAACUGGUGGAUUACGGUGGAGUUUAGAAAUGUGUAAUACAUUAUUACCAUUUGUAUGUGCAUUGCCUGCCUGUAUGAAAGGUUCAUUUUUCUGUCAAAAUGGUAAAUGUGUAUCACAUUCAGCUCAUUGUGAUGGUAUCAAUGAUUGCGGUGAUUACAGUGAUGAAUUUAAUUGUCCCGCAUCACCAAAAGUGAUCACAUGUUUGAAAUAUGAAAAAGGUGAAUCAGGCAAAAUACAAUCACCAAACUAUCCAUCACCAUAUAAUGCUAAUGCUAAUUGUCGUUGGGUUAUGGAAGGACCAAUCAAUUCACGGAUUCAUAUAACAUUUGACGCAUUUGAAACGGAAGAAUAUGGAGAUUUUGUUACAAUUUUGGAUGGUGGUCCAGCGGAAAAUUCAUCCGUUGUUAUAGCUAUUCUUUCCGGAUCAAAAAAACCUGAAACAUUAAUUUCAAGUACCAAUGUAAUGGUUGUCAGAUUUAGCAGUGAUGCACAAAUUCAGGCACGUGGAUUUGAAGCUAAUUGGAGAGCCGCAAGCGUGUCAUGUGGAGGUGUUUUAAAAGCUCAACCAUAUGGGCAAACAUUUAGUAGUCCAGAUUUUCCAAAGAAUUAUCCAAAUGGUGUGGAAUGUGUAUGGAAGAUUGAUGCUCAUCCAGGACAACUAAUUUCACUUGAUAUUGAAGAACUUGAUUUGGAAAAAGUUAAUGAUUUCUUACAAAUUUAUGAUGGUGGUACUCCAUUAGCACCAGUACUGGCACGUUUAACUGGAACAUUUGUGCAUCCACAAUUAAUCAUUUCAACCCAAUCACAAUUGUAUAUUUAUUUUUAUUCAAAUUUUGCUCGUAGUGGACGAGGAUUUAGCAUAACAUACAAGCGUGGAUGCUCAAAUCGAAUUCGUCUGGAUAAAGGAAUUAUAACAUCACCGGGUUAUACUCGAAUACCGUACCCAAAUUCUCAGAGAUGCGUUUAUACUGUAGAAUUACCAGAUAGAAACUCAGAACAACCAACAGCUUUUGCUAUUAAUAGUUUUGAUGUUGCAGAGGAUGAUCGUUUACAGAUGUUCGAGGAAAUUGAAGGCGGUCGAGCUUUACAUCCAGGAGAUGGCUUUUCCGCCAUUUCACGACCACCGAAAAGUAUUUUUGCUCAGACCGGAAUUGUUCAAAUUGUUUUUACUACUAAUUCGAUUAGGAAUGGUCUCGGAUGGAAUAUUACUUUUUCUACGAAUUGUCCACCACUGCAAACACCAAAACUUGUGUCACUAUCAACAAAAGCAUCAGCAUUUGGAACAAAAGUAACGGCAUCAUGUCCUCGUGGCUAUGAAUUUCGUACUGGACGUGGACAAAUGUUCGAUAUAACAUGUCAAUUAGGAGGAAAAUGGACUGAAGAUCAUAUUCCAGAUUGUCAACCGGUUUAUUGUUCGGCUGUUCCACAAAUUGCUAAUGGAUUUGCAUCAUCAGCAACGAAUGUUUCAUAUGGUGGAUCGGCAAAAUAUACAUGUUAUGAUGGUUUCGAUUUUUCAACCGGUAAAGAAUCAGGAGAAAUUUAUUGUACCGAUGAAGGACGAUGGACAUUAACACCAUCUUGUAAAGCAAUGACUUGUCCUGCAUUAGCACCAUUCUUAAAUGGUGAAAGAAUAUUAGAAUUUGGUGAUGGUACUGGUUACGGUACUGUAUUUCGAUUUGAAUGUGCUGCUGGAUUUCGUCGAAUCGGUGCUGCAACACUUUUAUGUCUCUCCACCGGCGAAUGGUCCUUUGCUCAACCAUACUGCAAAAAAUUAACAUGCACCCAUGUACCAUUAAUAGCUAAUGGUGUUGUUGUAACGGGUGAACGAUUCGAAUUUGGUGAUUUAGCACGAAUUGAAUGUCAACCAGGAUUUCGUACCGUUGGUGCGGAUUCCUUAAAAUGUCUUGCUAAUCAAACGCUCAGUGAUGUACCGGAAUGUCAAGAUAUUGAUGAAUGUGCUGAAGGAUCAGCUAUUUGUAGCAUUCAGAGUACAAAAUGUAUUAAUAUGCCGGGUGGUUAUCAUUGCCAAUGUCUUUCCGGAUUUCAAGCACAAUUAUCAUGUAAUACAGCAUCCGUUUUAAAUUCCCUUACUGCUGAGGGAAGUAGUGAAAUGGAUGGUUUUCGUGCGAAAGAUUAUGCAACAACUGGUUGGUGUGGAAAUCCUAAUGAUACCAAUCGAAAAAUUACGUUUGUUUUUGCGGUUCCAAAAGUUGUCGAACGUAUACGUAUCGAAAAAACUGCAAAUGGUGCAUAUCCAACUGUUAUCGGUUUGAAAUAUUCAAAUCGUACCGGUGUCCCAUUGAUACCAUUUGUUGCUGCUAAUAUUACUAAAUUGAUAACUCGAAAUGUUGCAAUUGUUGGUGGUGAAUUACUCGUUUUACCGCAAGCUAUUGAAGUUCGUGUAUUAGAACUUACAAUUGAAGAAUUUUUUAACAAUCCAUGCAUGAAAUUGGAUAUUCUUGGUUGUCAUAAAACAAAUUGUUUCGAUGUAAAUGAAUGUGAACAAAAUAAUGGUAAUUGUGAACAAAUAUGCAUUAAUUCACAAGGAUCAUAUCGUUGUGCAUGUGAAAUUGGUUUUGAUUUGCUUACUGAAGAUGGACAGGGUGGUGUACAUGUAAAGGAUGGUGAAACAGGCUUAAAUGCAUUAGAUGUUAUCCGAUAUAAUCAAACAUGUGUACCACGAAUAUGUGCUAAUUUAUCAUCACCAAAAAAUGGUUUACUUCUUUCAACUGCAAAAACAUUUCAUUAUCCAAUGGUUGUACAAUUUCAAUGUGAUUUUGCAUAUCAGAUGAUGGGUGCAAGCCAUUUGAAAUGUAUGCAAGAUGGUAGUUGGAAUGGUACAGCACCAUUUUGUCUUCCAGCAACAUGUCAAGGUGUGCGUAAUAAUUCUGCGAUUGGUUUAUUUGUUGCACCUGAAAAUAGCACCAUCGCAUAUGGACGUAAUGUUUCGAUUGUUUGCAGUCAACAAAAUCGACCAGCAAGUAGUUCACUAUUAUCAUCAUUCCGUCAGUGUAUUUAUGAUCCGCAAGAAGAUGGCCGAGAUUACUGGUUAUCAGGACCGGAAAUUGAUUGUCCAUUGGUGGACUGUGGUCCACCACCAUCACUUGCUGGUGCCAUUUACGAAGGCGACGAUUACUCUUACAAAGUAGGAUCAGCAUUUACAUUCAGUUGUAGACCACCGUAUAGUUUAAUCGGUAAAUCCAGUUAUGAUGAUCGGACUAUUCGAUGUAAUGUCGAUGGUAAUUGGGAUCUUGGCGAUUUGCGAUGUGAAGGACCUGUUUGCGUUGAUCCCGGCUUUCCGGAUGAUGGUCAAGUUCAACUGGAUUCGGUAGAAGAAGGUGCACAGGCAAAAUUUACCUGUAAUCGAGCUGGCUAUAAGCCAUUUCCGUCUGAUACGAUCAAUUGCACGCUUGGAACAGCUUGUGUCUUAGCGGAAGAUGUUGGAAUAUCAUCCGGUUUCAUUCCGGAUGGUGCUUUUGCUGAUAAUUCUGAUUCGACUACUUGGGGUUAUGAACCUCAUAAGGCUCGAUUAUCAUCUACUGGUUGGUGUGGUUCUAAAGAUGCAUUCAUCUUUCUUUCCGUAGAUUUACAACGUAUUUACACGCUGACAACAUUACGUAUGGCUGGCGUUGCUGGUAGUGGUCAUUUACGUGGUCAUAUUACCAAAAUGCAAUUAUUUUACAAAGUUCAAUACAGCCAAAAUUAUGACACAUAUCCAAUUGAAUUUGAAACACCAUCUGGAAAUCAUAAUGCAAUGCAUCAAUUUGAGCUAAAUCCACCACUACGAGCACGUUAUAUCCUUCUUGGUGUUACCGAAUAUGAGCAAAAUCCUUGCAUUCGUUUUGAUUUGCAAGGAUGUUUGGCACCACUUUCAGUUGCUCAUGAAAUUCCUUCUCAUUUACAGGUUGGUUGGAAUGCAUCUGUACCACAAUGUGUCGAUAAUGAACCACCAGCAUUCAAUAAUUGUCCAACAAAUCCGGUUUAUAUUUUAACAGAUGAUAAUGGACAACUUUUACCGGCUAUUUAUGAAGUACCUACAGCAGCUGAUAAUUCUGGUUCAGUAGCAUAUAUACGUGUAACACCGGAUGGUUUUGAACCACCAAAAAUGAUUACACAUGAUAUGGAUAUUAUUUAUGCAGCAUUUGAUGAUGCUGGUAAUGAAGCGGAAUGUGUUGUACAACUUCGAAUACCUGAUACGCAACCACCGGUAAUGAAAUGUCCUGAUUCAUAUAUUGUUCCGGCUAAUGAAGGAGAAUUUGAAAAAUUAAUUACAUUUAACGAGAGUACAGUACAAAUGGUAAUUCAGGAUACCUCAAAUAUUACGGAUGUAACAUUUGAGCCAUCAGAAGCUUUACUCAUCCUUAGUUCACAUGUUACAGUUGAAGUUACUGCUACUGAUAGUGCAUCAAAUCGGAAUAAAUGCAAAUUUCAAGUAUCUCUUCAAGCAAAACCAUGUUCACCAUGGUCAUUGAUCGGAGAAGAAAGUGUUGAAAAAGAAUGUCAAAUACAAGAUACCACAACUAUUUGUACUGCUAAAUGUGCUCGAAAAUUUACGUUUGUUAAUGUAAAGAAUGCUACACAACAAUUCACAUGUACCAAUGGUAUCUGGUCACCAUCAAAUGUGGUACCAGCAUGUGUACCGGUUGCUUUAGAACCAGCACGUUAUGAAUUAACUGUCAGUAUUCAUUAUGCUGUUUCUACUCCUGUCGGUAGUGAUUGUCUUAAGAAUGCUACACAACAAUUCACAUGUACCAAUGGUAUCUGGUCACCAUCAAAUGUGGUACCAGCAUGUGUACCGGUUGCUUUAGAACCAGCACGUUAUGAAUUAACUGUCAGUAUUCAUUAUGCUGUUUCUACUCCUGUCGGUAGUGAUUGUCUUAAGGGUUAUUCGGAAUAUAUUAGUACAUUCUUUAAUACAUUGGAUACAACCUUAUCACAACGUUGUUCAUCAUCAAUUGAAGUAUUUGUGCGUUUCUUGGAUGUUAAAUUCGUUAAUACAAUGAAUGGUGUCAUAGCUAAUUAUACUAUUCAAAUACUUCCAACUGUUUUACAAGAUGUUUUCUAUGAAUUAUGUGGUUUAACAUUGCGAACAAUUUUUGAUUUACGAAUACCAGGUGCUACUACACCCAUUCAAAAUCUUCUUUAUGUUAAUGGUGAAACAAUUGCAACACAAUCAGUUGGUUGUCCAUCGAUGAAUGCAACAAAAACAAUUGUUGUUCAGGGUUUCGGAUGUUUGGAUGGUGAAAUUCUACGAGAAGGCAAUACGGAAACACUUCCUGAAUGUUUACAAUGUCCAAAAGGAACGGUUCAUAUCAAUAACACUUGUGAAUUAUGUCCUGCCGGAAGUUAUCAGGAUGAAGUAGCACAAAUAACCUGUAAGCCAUGUCCGGAACAAACUUUCACACAAUUUCCGGGUUCUCAAACAUUUAAUGCUUGUCUUCCUGUUUGUGGAAAUGGUAUGUAUAGUGAAACUGGCUUAAUUCCUUGUCAACUAUGUCCUCGACAUACUUUUGCUGGUCCUUCAAUAUUUGGUGGCUAUAAACAAUGUGAACCAUGUCCACAGGGGUCAUAUACGGCAAAAUUAGGAUCUACUGGUCCAUCACAGUGCAAACUUCCCUGUCCAGUAGGUCAUUUCUCAUUAACAGGUUUAGAACCAUGCUCACCAUGCCCUAUCAAUUGGUAUCAACCUGUGCUUGGACAACAAAGAUGUAUAGAAUGUCCGAAUAAUACGAUAACACGAGAUGCGGGUACGGUAGAAGCAACAGAUUGUAUGCCAGUUGAUUGUUCAGCUGUGAAAUGUGAAAAUAAGGGUACCUGUAUGGUGGAAAAUCAUAAAGCUCUUUGCUUUUGCCGACCCGGAUAUACCGGUAAAUAUUGUGAAGAACAAAUGCCCUUAUGUAAUACACAACCAUGCUUUAAUGAAGGAAUUUGUGAAGCUGCAGCUGGUACAUUUCGUUGUAUAUGUGCACAAAAUUAUACGGGAAGCAGAUGUCAAUUUGGUCCAGAUGAAUGUAUCGGAAUGAGUUGUCCAAAUGGAGGUGUAUGUCAUGAUUUACCUGGAUUAGGAACAACAAAAUAUUAUACGGGAAGCAGAUGUCAAUUUGGUCCAGAUGAAUGUAUCGGAAUGAGUUGUCCAAAUGGAGGUGUAUGUCAUGAUUUACCUGGAUUAGGAACAACAAAAUGUAUUUGUAGAACCGGAUUUACUGGUCCGGAUUGUUCACAAAUUGUUGAUCCAUGUUUUAUGGAUAAUCCAUGCAAACAUGGUGCUGAUUGUGUCCCAUUACAAUUGGGACGAUUCAAAUGCAAAUGUUUACCAGGAUGGACUGGACCAACAUGUGCUAUCAAUAUUGAUGAUUGUGCAGAUAAUCCAUGUGCAAUGAAUGCAACAUGCACUGAUCUUGUUAAUGAUUUUCGUUGUGAAUGUCCAGCAGGAUUUACCGGUAAACGAUGUCAUGAAAAACUUAACCUUUGCGCACAAAAUCCAUGCAUUAAUGGAUUAUGUGUUGAUAUGUUACAUACACAACGUUGUAUAUGUGAACCAGGAUGGAGUGGUGAAAUUUGUGAUAUUAAAAUUGAUCAAUGCGCUUCACAUCCAUGUAUAAAUGGUGCUACAUGUAAAGAUCAGAUUGACGGUUUCAUUUGUCAAUGUGCGCCAGGAUUUCAUGGUUUUCUCUGCCAACAUAUGACCGAUCAUUGCGCCACAUCACCAUGCAGAAAUAAUGCGACAUGUGUAAAUCAGGGAGCACAAUAUAUGUGUGAAUGUUCAUUAGGUUUUGAAGGUGCGCAUUGUGAGCACAAUAGAAAUGAAUGUGAUUUAUUACAUAAGUGCUCCCAAGAAGGUACCGAACUCUGUGAAGAUUUCAUUAAUGGCUAUAAAUGUCACUGUCGUCAUGGAUAUACUGGAGAAUUAUGCGAAAUUCAUAUUGAUCAAUGUGCAUCUGAACCAUGUCUUAAUAAUGGUACAUGUGUUGAUACCGGUUCUCAGUUCCGAUGUGAUUGUCCACGUGGCUGGAAAGGUAAUAAAUGUGAGGAAGAGGAUGGAUUAUGUUCAUUAAAUCCAUGCCAUAAUGGUGCACAUUGUGUUAAUCUUGUCGGUGAUUAUUUCUGUGUUUGUCCGGAAGGUGUUAGCGGGAAAGAUUGCGAGAUUGCACCAAAUCGUUGCCUGGGUGAACCAUGUCAUAAUGGUGGUGUUUGCGGUGAUUUUGGUUCACAUUUGGAGUGCACCUGUCCAAAAGAUUUCAUCGGUGCUGGCUGUCAGUACGAAUUAGAUGCAUGUCAAGAAGGCGUAUGUCAAAAUGAUGCUGUUUGUGAAUUACUUGAAGAUGGCAAUUACAGAUGCAUCUGUGAACCAGGAUUUACCGGACAAAAUUGUGAAACAAACAUUAAUGAUUGUUCACCUUCGCCAUGCCCUCUUGCAGCAACCUGUAUCGAUCAGGUUGGUGGUUUCUUCUGCCAAUGCCCGUUUAAUAUGACCGGUUUGAAUUGCGACAAGGUUAUUGAUGAAGAUUAUGAUUUCCAUUUUUAUGAUCCAAUAUUGCCUGCUGCAGCAGCAUUAUCGGUUCCAUUCAAAUUUACAUCAUCUGCUUUUACCAUUUCGCUUUGGGUCAAAUUUGAUGUACCAUUAACGCGUGGAACUGUUUUAACCCUAUAUAAUAGCAGAGAAAGUAAUUAUCCAUCAAAAAUAAGCGAAUUAUUGCGCAUAUCAGCUGACAAUAUACAUUUGAAUCUUUUACACGAUGAAACACCAUUAAAUCUUCACUUUCCACCAACUCAACGACUAAAUGAUGGUAAUUGGAAUAACUUAGUGAUAACAUGGCAAUCAACUGGUGGUUCUUAUUCGUUGAUCUGGAAUGCUGUCCGGAUUUAUGCUGAUAUUGGCUAUGGUACUGGCAAAAUUUUAGACAUAAAUGCGUGGAUAUCACUUGGUGAACCAAUAAAUGAAUUUUCAAGUGAGCCAAAAUUUGUUGGAUCAAUAACACGAGUAAAUAUUUGGCAGCGUGCAAUCGAUUUUGAAGCUGAAAUUCCCUCAAUUGUUCAUCAGUGUCAACUACAACAGGUUAUCUAUGAUGAUCUUAUCUUACGUUUUGCUGGUUAUACAAGACUUUCUGGAAAAGUUGAAAAAGUGGUGAAAAGUACUUGUGGACGAGAUUAUAGCCAUCAGCCUGCUAAAAAAAUAGAAGUUCUUGGUUGUCCAUCAGAUAUUUUUAUCAUCUCAUAUCAAAAAGAGGUAAAUAUCACCUGGCAAGAACCAAUAUUUACAUCAAUGAAUGGAUAUGUGGAGGUUAAAAGAAAUCUAAAAUCAGGACAAGUGUUUACGUGGGGAGAAUAUCUUGUGGUUUAUCUUGCCAAAGACAGUUAUUCCAUGGCUGAAUGCGUCUUUAAGAUCCAUGUAUCGCGUGAAUUUUGUCCAUCAUUGCAAGAUCCAUUACAUGGUGUCCAAGCUUGUGAAUCAUGGGGUCCACAAUUACGUUAUAAGGCCUGUUCAAUUGAAUGUGAAAAUGGUUAUGAGUUUAGCAUUGAACCACCACUUUUUUACACCUGUUCUUCAGAUGGUCAAUGGAGACCACGACCUGUGAAUGCUUAUACGUUCCGUUAUCCGCAAUGUACUAAGGCACAUCCUGCUAUACGAGUCGCUGAAGUAUCCAUCAAUUAUCCAACCAUAUCAAUAUGCAAUGCAGCAGGUCGAAAUACAUUAGCUGAAAGACUUUCUCAACGAAUUGAAUUAUUGAAUAGCAAAUGGAACAUCUAUUCGAUCAGUAACAUGAGUGACCAUUCAAUGUUCAACAUAUCAGUACAAUGCUUUGCUGGUAAUGAAGAAACCACCGUGACAGCAAUGGAUACAACUAUGAGAUUACGUCGUGAGGCACAAAGCUUUUUCAACGUGAAAGUUUCUAUACCCAUCACAAAUGAUGUUUUGGAGAAUCGCAAAACCGGACAACGAGCAAAAGUAUCAGAUGUACUGGAGAAUGAAAUUCUAUUGGAAGACAUAUUUAGUUUGGAACAGGUGAUUCCUAACGGUCGACCGGAUUUGAAUAGUUUCGAGUUGAAAGAACGAUAUAUAUGUGAAGUGGGAACUGUUAAUGUCCGUAAUCUAUGCGUACCUUGUGCACCGGGCUCAUUUUAUGAUUCGACAACACGCACUUGCAAAUUAUGCAUGACAGAUGAAUAUCAACCUCGUGCAGCACAGAACACUUGCUUACCAUGUCCUCGAGGACAUAUUACAACUGCUCCUGGUUCAGCACUUUUAACAGAUUGUAAAAAUGCAUGCGAAGCUGGUUCAAUGUUCAAUAUUAGUAGUGGUUCCUGUGAACCGUGUGGUUUUGGCUUUUAUCAACCAACAUCGGGAGCUUUUAGUUGUAUUCCUUGUGGCGUUGGAAAAACAACACUGAAAGAAACAUCAACAGCUGAAGAUGAAUGUCGUGAUGAAUGUCCCGAUGGUGAGCAUUUAACACAAGUUGGUAUCUGUCUACCAUGUCCACAAGGAACCUAUCGUACACGUGGUGUCCACAAAAGUUGUGUCGAUUGUCCACCGGGUACCACUACCGAAGGAACUGCAUCUGUUCGUCGUAUGCAAUGCAAUACGCCAAAAUGUUCCGCGGGACAGUUUCUUGUCACUACCACCAAACAAUGUCAAUUCUGUCCUCGAGGAACAUUCCAGGAUGAAGAAAUCCAAACUGUCUGCAAACUUUGUCCUCCUGAUCAUACCACUGCCGCUCAGGGCGCAACACAAGCAAGUCAAUGUUACUCAACAAACCAAUGUGCUACUGGUGAAGAUAACUGUUCAUGGCAUGCAGUUUGCAUCGAUCUACCUGAUGAUAAUGAUAUUCCAUCUUAUCAGUGCAAGUGUAAACCGGGUUAUAAGGGAAAUGGAACACAUUGCCAAGAUGCCUGUAAUAACUUUUGUCUUAAUGAUGGUACUUGUAAGAAGAAUCCAAUUGGUUACGUGGAAUGUAUCUGUAAAGAGAAUUUCUCAGGCGAUCGUUGCGAGGUUCGCUUCCAAGCCCGAACACAGAAAGUAGCUCUUAUCACAGCUGGUAUUGGUGGUGUGGUAACCAUUCUUGUUAUCAUCGUUAUUAUCAUUUGGAUGAUAUCAUACCGAUUUAAUCGAGUUGAAGAAUCAUCGCAACCGGAAAAAUGUCCGGUUGAAGAAAAUACUCAUACUAAUUUCCUAUAUGGGCGGGUUCCAAGUGAACAACCAAGGUUGAAAGUAGCUCUUAUCACAGCUGGUAUUGGUGGUGUGGUAACCAUUCUUGUUAUCAUCGUUAUUAUCAUUUGGAUGAUAUCAUACCGAUUUAAUCGAGUUGAAGAAUCAUCGCAACCGGAAAAAUGUCCGGUUGAAGAAAAUACUCAUACUAAUUUCCUAUAUGGGCGGGUUCCAAGUGAACAACCAAGGCCAAUAGGUUAUUAUUAUGAAGAUGAUGAUGAGUAUGACAUGAAAACGAUGUUUGUGGGUGAAGAAGAGAAGGAAAUGGCGGAAAGAGUACGGCAUGCUCAGGCGCAUAUGUAUACGCCAUCGAAUAAUAGGCUUGAUUAA